UAACCUAUUUUUUGUUAUUAUUCCACAUAAUUUACAACGAUGCAGAUUCAAUUAACAAAUAAAAAGUCUUUACUGUUUGGUUAGCUAUCCCUUGAAACAACACGGUAGAAUGAAGGCAUAUAAUUUCUCACACCUUCUCUCUGAUCCAAUUUUGUCCACUUUGGACCACUGAGAAUAAAUAAAGUUGCAGCUGCAUACUUGAUUUGUUACCUUUCAUAAUAAUUCACAUCUCCUUUAUGGUAUUCUCUCUUUUUGAGACCUUUCAUGAUAUGUAGUAUCCUUCUUUCAUAUGCUUUCAUUACUUGCUUAGGUUUAUUUCUACAAACCAAAAUUGACUAGUCCUCUAAUAUGUAACUUUUUUUGGCCCCAUUUAAAUCCUUCUUUUUUUUACUGCUGAAAGUUCUUCAUUUUCUUGUCUUAGAUUUUGCCAUUAUAGGCUUCAGUUCCCAUACAAGAGUUCUUCACUCAGAUUUGUUUUCCACAAAAAAAAAGGGGUUGGAAUUUUUUGGAUUAAACAUACAUACAUGGCAAUUGAACUUUGCUCAGAGAAUUGUGGGGUUUCUUCAAACUCAUCAAUGAGUCCAAGAAUCUCAUUCUCACAUGACUUCUCACAAUCUGAUGUGAUACCUGUUGAGCAGCACCCCUUUGGAUCAACAACUUCUGAUUUGGAAUCAAGCAAUGAUUUUGAUUUCUGUGUCACUGAAAGUUUUGAGCUUGUUGAGUCUUUUCCAGCGGAUGAGUUUUUCUCAGGUGGAAGGAUCAUUCCCACUGAAAUCAAGGGACCAAAGAAGAACAACAACAUCAUCAUCCAUCAAAAGGGUCAUCAUCAAUUAGCACCACAACACCCUCCUCCAUUGCCUCCACAAUCAUGUGUUACUGUUAAUCAUAAUCAUAAUCAUAAUCAUGAUCAUAAUCACCAUUAUUGCAGUAGUGGUUGUUCUAGCUCUACUAGUAGUAGGAACUUGAAGAAAGAAGGUUCAUCAAAAGAAGGAAAAUACAUGAACAAUAAUAAUAAUGAUUCAAAGUCCUUUUGGAACUUCAAGAGAAGUAGCAGCUGUGGGAAUGGAUACAGAAGAAGUUUAUGCGCUUUGCCACUUCUAUCAAGAAGCAAUUCAACUGGAUCAUCAUCCAACACCACCAAGAGGAAUCCAUUGUCAAAGGAAGCAGGUACUACAAAGCAAAAUUCACACAAACAUUCUUCUUCUUCUUCUUCUCAAUCUAUUGUUGCUCCAACAAACAUUUAUCAUCAAAAGCCUCCACUGAAUAAUAAGAGUCAUCAUCAUCACCAGCAUCAUCAUCAUGGAUCUUAUGGUAACAACAGUGUUAGAGUUGUUAGUCCUGCUCUUAAUGUUCAUUCUGCUAACCUAUUUGGUUUGGCCUCAAUCUUCUCCAACAAUAGAGAUAAGAGCAAGAAGAAGUGAUUAUUAAUUUGCAUUACAAUAACUCUAUGUACUCCAACCUAAUAUAAUUAUCAGGUUAGGUAGCCUACAUUACACCCUGCUGCGAAUCUUUCUGGAUUAUACGUUAACGCGAAAUGCUUAUACAUCA
Messenger RNA from Arachis duranensis, 1548 nucleotides. RefSeq lists its product as uncharacterized. The record is from RefSeq and is a predicted model, not a curated record. Bases 525 to 1421 code for a protein of 298 amino acids. NCBI's taxonomy places the organism in Eukaryota, Viridiplantae, Streptophyta, Magnoliopsida, Fabales, Fabaceae. The transcript has a single exon.